Kwoniella botswanensis is the source of this 1443-nucleotide messenger RNA. RefSeq lists its product as uncharacterized. The record is from RefSeq and is a predicted model, not a curated record. Gene Ontology annotation, biological process: transmembrane transport. Gene Ontology annotation, cellular component: membrane. Bases 1 to 1443 code for a protein of 480 amino acids. The transcript has 6 exons. Gene Ontology annotation, molecular function: transmembrane transporter activity. Lineage: Eukaryota; Fungi; Basidiomycota; Tremellomycetes; Tremellales; Cryptococcaceae.
AUGACCGCCAUCAAUUCCUCUGACGAGGCCAAAUCCCAAGAUAUCGACAUAGAACGAGCAUCCACUACGAAUUACCCACCUAUCACUGCCGUUGACCCCACGCCAUCUUCAUCUCAAACUCAGGUGAACCAACAACUCGCUUCGUCAGAGAAAGAUCAACCCCAUCCUCAGCCGCAGCUACAGCCUCAGAUAGCAGGUGAUGGUGAGGAAGACAUACCUGAAGGUGGAUAUGGGUGGGUGAUAGUAGGUUGUCUGAUAGCUAUCAACGCUACGACGUGGGGUAUAAACACCACAUAUGGUGUAUAUUCUUCGUACUACCUUGCGAACAAUUACUUUGAUGGUGGAUCUACACUAAACUACGCUUGGGUGGGAGGAUUGAGUGUGGCUACUUGUUUACUUUGUGGACCGUUGGCAAAUGCUUUGAGUAGAUGGUUGGGAUUUAGGAUUACUAUGUUAUUUGGUGUCGCUGGUAUCGUCCUAGGUCAAUGUAUGGCGGGUAUAUGUAAGAAUUUCGGAGAGUUCUUGUUCUGUCAAGGUAUCUUGUUUGGGAUAGGUCUUGGUCUUACACUCGUACCCAGUCAACCGCUAUUAGCACAUUGGUUCAAGAAGAGGCUGGCUCUAGCUACGGGAAUUGCCACCUCUGGCUCAGGACUUGGCGGACUGAUCCUCUCCAAUACCACCCGACUAGCUAUCGACCACAUCGACGUCAAGUGGGCACUUAUCAUCAACGGCUUGAUCUCCCUUGUCUGCCUCACUCCGGCUGUACUACUGCUGAAAGGUCGACAUAAAGCUGUGGGAGCGAGACAGGCUCCAUUGGAAUUGAAGUGGAUUUACCACCCGGGUUUCGUAUGGGUAUGGUUAUGGGCUGCUUUUACCAUGAUGGCCUACUUCAUCGCCCUCUACUCCCUUGCCUCAUUCGCCACUUCCGCUCUCUCCCUCCCGCAAUCCAAAGGUGCAGCACUCCAGUCGAUCCUAGCUGCUGGACAAAUGAUCGGUCGACCCCUAUGGGGUUAUUUCCUCGACACAGGAGGGAGGAUCAACCUCACCAUCGUCUGUUAUAUCAUAUGCGGUCUAUCGACUUUGGCUAUAUGGCUACCUGCCAAAUCAUUUGGCGUUUUGGUCUUCUACGCCCUCAUUCAAGGAAUGACAGGCGGAACGAUAUGGUCUGUAUCUGCUCCGCUCGUAGCUAGAGUAGUAGGAGUCAAAGACCUAGCAUCGGCGUUGAGUAUAUACUGGUUAAUUUUGGUUAUACCUGCUGUGGUGGGACAACCAAUCGCAAUCGCUUUGUUGGAUUACAGUCAGAGUCAUCUGGGGAGACAGGGGGCAGAAGCUUAUUAUAUCAGUAUAGGACUUUGUGGAGGGAUGGCGAUGGGAGCGACGUUCUUGUUGGCGGGAGCGAAGAGGUGGAUACAAGGUGAUUGGAAGAUUCUGACGAGGACUUAG